Messenger RNA from Drosophila miranda, 1965 nucleotides. Its product is annotated as leucine-rich repeat and transmembrane domain-containing protein 2. The record is from RefSeq and is a predicted model, not a curated record. Lineage: Eukaryota; Metazoa; Arthropoda; Insecta; Diptera; Drosophilidae. The transcript is spliced from 8 exons. Bases 410 to 1801 code for a protein of 463 amino acids. Gene Ontology annotation, cellular component: voltage-gated potassium channel complex. Gene Ontology annotation, molecular function: potassium channel activator activity; voltage-gated potassium channel activity; transmembrane transporter binding.
CAAUCGCGCGACUCGCCCGCCUUGGCUGCAAAAGCUGUAAUCGUACGCGGUACUCACAAAGAAAGAAACAGUGCAAAAAGCUCGCUGCUGCAAUUGCCAAAUUGUUGUUAGUGCGUGUGGUCGAAAAAAUAACCAAUACACGAGUACAUAGGCAGCGUAAAGACACGGCCACAACCCAGGGUAUUACGUGUGGAGUGUCUCUGUCUCUGUGUGUUUGUGUUUAUGUGCCGCGAAACAUUCCAAGUAAAACUCAAUGGACUAAAGAUUGUGAAAUUCUCAGCCAAACAAAUGAAAUGAAAUAAACAAACAACAAAACAUAUAUAAUUUAUAUUGCUAAACCAGUCAGUGGAAAAAAUAAUAAAUAAAACACCAACCAUCUAAACAAUACAAAAUAAAAAUCAUAAUAAAAAUGCACGUGUAUUAUAAAUUUGGCUUGCUCUUGAUUUUUUUGCUCAGCGUCAGCAUCAGCCACACAUUUGCAGCUCCAGCCGCCGCUGAAGCACAGCUGAAUCCGAGCAACAGUUCGGUUGAUGAUUACAUCUACGAUGACGAUGACUACAGUGAAGAGACGGCGUCCAAGGGAUCACCGGAGACAGCUGAGAACAGACUGAUGCCAUUCACAUCUUCAACAACAACCACAACCACAUUUCGACCCACAUUUAACAUACCACGUCGCAGCAACCUGGUCCUGGAGCCCAGCUGUCCCCGGCAAUGCCGCUGCGUGGAGGACAAGUAUAUCCAGUGCUCAAAUGCGCAUCUAACCCAUGUGCCCCUGGACAUUCCUAGGACGGCGGCCAUCAUAGACUUGAGCUAUAAUGUAAUUGCCGAGCUGAGGCCAGAGGACUUUGCCAAUCUGUCCCGCCUGGUGGAAAUCAAUUUGAGCCACAAUCUGCUCAGUCAUCUGGACAAGGAGGCCUUCCAUGGCUUGGACCGUUUGAGGCGGUUGCGUUUGGCCAACAAUCGCCUAAACAAAAUCGAACCCGACACCUUUGUGGGGGCCACAGACCUGGAGCUUCUCGAUUUGAGCAACAAUUCAAUCACCCAGCGUUUGGAGGGUUCAUUUCUCAAUCAACCCGGUUUGAUCGAGUUCAGUUGCUCGAACUGCAGCUGGACGGAGCUGCCGGAGCAGACGUUCGUCAAUAUGAGUGCCCUGCAAACGCUGCGCUUGAACAACAACGAUUUCGAACAGAAAAUCAAUACGCGAGCUUUUGCACCGCUAAAAAACAUAAUUAAACUGAAACUGCCAGAACUGGACCAGGCCAACAUCGAGGAGCUGUGCAACCUGCUCAAGUCCAUUGACAACAUCAGCUUCAGGCACUUUGAUGUGAGCUGCUUCGAACUGGUGCUGGGCACAUCGUUCAACGAGAGUCUGAUCCAGGCCACAGAUCCGCCCUUCAAGCGGGUGACGGGCCUGCCCACCGCUGCCACCGCCACAGCCCGGCCAGCCGCAACCCCCGCCCCGACACGCACAGCGAAUCGCAAUCGGAAUAAAAUGGCAAACAGCACGGCGGCGGCCAUUGAAGUGGUCAAAGCUGGCAUUGGCGCAGUGACCGAGAGCAGUGGGGUCAUUGUGGAGACGACCACGGACAAGGAGAAACCCUAUCAGGUGCCCAUCUCACAGGAGACUAUCAACACGCUGCUCAUCUGCAUCAUGGUAUUGGCGGUCAUUGGCAUUGUCAUUGGCCUCAUUUGCCGCAAGGAUGUGGGCGGCAUCAAGACCAAAUGCUGCCGCACCAGCAAACCGGAGCCAAAGGAUCAGGUCCAUCCCACUGAGGAGAUACCAUUGAAUAAGCUAGCCUAAGUAGAACAUACGAACUUACCGAAUUUCUAACCAAAACAAACACGUUCCACUUUACAAGCAUUUUUUUUGCCAGAUUCUUAUAUAUGUAUAGAGCGAUAGAAUAUCUUAAUUUAUAUGGAUAAUUUAUCUGUAGAAUGCGAAAAUUAGUUAACUACUUGACGUCA